This is a messenger RNA of Pectinophora gossypiella (pink bollworm), 1305 nucleotides long. It is a transcript of the gene tilB, whose product is annotated as protein tilB. Gene Ontology annotation, biological process: outer dynein arm assembly. The record is from RefSeq and is a predicted model, not a curated record. Bases 1 to 1305 code for a protein of 434 amino acids. Lineage: Eukaryota; Metazoa; Arthropoda; Insecta; Lepidoptera; Gelechiidae. Gene Ontology annotation, molecular function: protein binding. Gene Ontology annotation, cellular component: cytoplasm. The transcript has a single exon.
AUGGUACGUAUCACCGUGGAGAUGGUUCGCAAGAAAACUGAACACCACGAGUGCCUGCUGGGUCCAGUCGAAGAGAUCGCACUUCACCAGGAGAACAUCGAGAAGAUAGAGUACCUCCAGGAUUGGUGCCCUAAACUGAAGAUACUCCUCAUGCAAAGCAACCUCAUCGGUAAAAUUGAAAACCUAAACAAACUUAAACAUCUCACUUACCUUAACUUAGCCUUAAACAAUAUAGAAGUCAUCGAAAACUUAGAACGAUGUGAAUCUUUGGAGAAACUAGAUCUGACACUGAAUUUUAUCGGUGACAUUGUCAGCGUAGAGAACCUUGUCGACAAUUAUAAUUUAGAGAAUUUAUAUCUCACGGGAAAUCCUUGCACGGAUUAUGACAACUACAGAGAUUACAUAAUUGGAACUUUGCCGCAACUGGCUUACCUUGACGGGAAGGAUAUCGAACGCUCAGAUCGCAUUAAAGCCCUACAGAAUCUUCCAUACAUACGAGCUGAUAUAUUAUUCGAACAAGAGAAUUAUCUUCAAAAACGAAGAAAGCAGAAAACCCGUUUAGAGAAAGACAUCAGUAAUAAAUGGGAAAAUGAGUACAAGGAUAUGGAUGCGGAUGAAAGAAACAAGAAAUUCUGGGCCGAGAAAUGUGAACAUGCUCCUGAAGUACGACAUGAGAUAGAACGAAUGCGACAACUGAAGCUACAAAGCUAUGAAACUGAGAAGCCUCAGGCUGAAGAAAAGCGCCAAUAUAAGUUUUUCGCGCCAGACGGUCGUCCUUUUAACAUAAACCAAGCAAGAUUAGAUUUUAAGUUCAUUGAUUCAGAACCAGAUAAGUAUAUUUUAGAUUUAGCAGUAUAUAAGCAUUUAGAUACAAGUCUUAUUGACUGCGACGUAGAGCCAAACUAUGUGAGAGUGAUGGUAAAGGGAAAGAUUUUUCAGAUUCAUCUACCGAAAGAUGUGGAUACUUCUCAUUCUACGGUGAGACGAUCGCAGCUCACCGGACACCUGUUGGUGACGAUGCCUAUAGCCAACGUUGUUGUUAAGAAGGUGGUACAUGGUUCACCAGUGAAAACCGAGCGAAAAGCUCAGCAUUACUUGGAGCACAGAGCUGAAGAUUGUCACGCUGCAUCCGGGCAGACAAAGCGGGAAUAUUUGGAAAUAGGUCCUGUUGACAACCCUCUGGAUUUUACUAAAAUGACUGAAUCGAAGGUAACAGCUAACUACCCCGAUUUACGAUUCAAGUUCGAAGUGAAGGAGCCAUCGAAGGAUUUCGUCGAUAACCCCGAGGUCCCACCGCUUGUCUAG